This is a messenger RNA of Rangifer tarandus platyrhynchus (Svalbard reindeer), 915 nucleotides long. The record is from the annotation of a GenBank genome assembly. Lineage: Eukaryota; Metazoa; Chordata; Mammalia; Artiodactyla; Cervidae.
AUGGGCCCCAAACUGCUCCUGCUGCUGCUCCUGGGACUAGUAGGCCAGGGCUCGGCCGGCAGCCUCCCGGAAAUGCUGCAGGCGCCCGUGGGGAGCUCCAUCCUGGUGCAGUGCCACUACCGACUCCAGGAUGUCAAGGCUCGAAAGGUGUGGUGCCGGGUCCUGCCAGAGGGAUGCCAGCCCUUGGUGACAUCAGCUGUGAAUCGCGGGGCCCCAGCUGGCAGCCGCAUAUUUCUCACCGACCUGGGGGGCGGCCUGCUCCAGGUGGAGAUGGUUGCCCUGCAGGAAGAGGAUGCUGGAGAGUAUGGCUGUGUGGUGGAGGGCUUCUCGGGGCCCCAGACGGUGCACAGGGUCACUCUGGAUGUGCUCCCUGCAGCUCCUGGCCUGAAAGAGGAGGAGAUCCAUCAGGAUGGGACUCUGGGUGAGAGCUCCUCUUUGGACUCUGAAAACAGCGGCAGCCCUUUGGAUCCCAGCCAGGAUAAGAAGAGCAGACCCUGGAUUUGGGGUGCUAUCUUCCUGCUGGGCCUGCUGGUGAUGGUGGCUGUGGUGCUGCUUGCUGUGAUGGCCAAAAGGAAAGGAAACAGGGUUGCUGUCGGUGGACAAUUUCAGAGCAGUGAAAUCUCAAACACGGCUCCCUCCUCAGUGGUCCACCACAUCAGUGACUCUGGACUGGCUGUUGAUUUGCCAUCAGAUAUACCAUAUGUCAAGCUUGACUCACCACCUUCCUUUGAUGAUACCACUUACACCAACCUUCCUCCUGAUUCCCUGUCAGGGAAACUCCUACCCCUAGACUCAUCCUGUGUGCCCCCUCUGCCUCCUAAGGUUGAGAUCAUCUCCAAGCCUGUGACAUACGCUACAGUCAUCUUCCCUGGAAAGGGCAAGGGUGGAGGAGCCCCCUGCGAGCCAGCCACCUAA